Molecule: messenger RNA, 1918 nt
Organism: Paramecium sonneborni
Lineage: Eukaryota; Ciliophora; Oligohymenophorea; Peniculida; Parameciidae
Source: the annotation of a GenBank genome assembly
AUGGAUCAUCCUAUAGUAAAUAUAUAUUUGAAUUAGGCUUAAAAAUGUAAGAGUAUUGGUCAAUAUAUCGAUUUAUAUGGUGCUUAUCCAAGUUUGAUGAUAUUUGGGAAUCAAAAAUAUACAAGUAUGUUAGGAAUUGUCCUGACAUUAAUAGCUUCUGCAUUCACUUUUUUUUACUUAGUUUAAGAAGUGUAAGAAUUAGCUCUAAAAUAACUUCCUCAAACAAUUUCAUCUGAGCAUUUAGUUUAAGAGACAGCAGUAAAAAUUAAUAACAUUAAAAGCCAUUUUCAUUGUCAAAUCAAAAUUUUACUCUGACAAUAUCUGUUACUAAUGUGCAACAAAAUCCUUUGAAAACUAUUGAUAAAUAUUUUACAAUCACAGUAGAUAAUUGUUUAAGAACAAGAGAACUUAAUGCAACAACAAAUAAGAUAGAUGUCAUAAAUACGUAUCUUUAAAAACGAUAAUUUUUAGAUGUGUAACUUAUCCAACAGAAGCAUGCACUUCUGAGAAUUUUGUUACAGAAAUUUAAAAAGAAUAUUUUAGUAAAAUUCGAUUAGGAACAGUAUAAUGUAUAAAAAAAUAAUUUUUAGAAACUAAUCCACCAGUAAUAAUCUUAAUUUAUAUUUAGAUACUUUAAGGAAUAGCUGCUGGAAAUAGAUAUUCUUAUAUAUAAAUAAAAUUUUCAGCUUGUAAAAAUACUACAGAAAAGUUUGAUUGUGCUCCAAUUGAUGACAUAAAAAAUGAAUUAAUAAAUGGUUUUUAUGUAGUACACAUGAGUGAUUCUUUAAUUCAAAUGAGUAAUCCUGGAAAUAUUCAAUAAAAUUUCAUUAAACUAUAAUUUACUACAUUUUCUAUAUCAGCAUCUAAAACUAUUUAAUAAGGAUUUAGAAUCAUUUAAUCAAAGACUGAUACUGGAAUAAUAACCAAUGAUAUUAAAGAAGAUUUGUUUUUGGUUUAAUAGUAAUAUUAGGAAUCAACUUCUGCUUAUAAUUAAGAUUUUAUAGUUUAACAUUAUUUAAUUCUUGAUAAUAAAUAUACUAAUUAUUCAAGAUCUUAUAUUAAAUUAUUAACAAUCUUGAGUAAAAUUGGAGGUUUAUGGUAAUUAAUUUUUGUAAUUUUUGGAAUAAUUAGCAAAUCAUAUAUAGUAACUGAAAUGAGACUCAAUUUAGCAAAUAAAUUGUUUCGAUUUUAAAAAUUAGAAAGUGAUUUAACUUAAAGUUUAAAAAAGGAUUCAUGUAUAAGGAAUAAUAUAGAUAAAUAUAUUUAAAAACCAGAAUAAAAAUUACCAAAUAAAGUAUUAAAUAUUCUUUAAUUCUUGUUUGGAUUUAAUAAAAAAAGAAUAAAGUAAUUGGAUUAAGCAAAUUAAAAAAUACAUGAAAGUUUAGAUAUUGUUUAAAUUAUGAGAAAAUUUUAGGAAUUUGAUAAUCUAAAAUAAGUAUUAUUGACUGCUAAUUAAAGAAUUUUAUUUGACCUUAUUCCUAUCCCUUUUAUUUAAGGAGAAAUUCCAAAUAAAAUUGAUACUGGAUUAAACUCAAGUAAAAAGAUUACCACUGAUAUCAAUUAACAUUAAAAUAAAGAUAAUUUUGAAAAAUUUAUCGAUGCAUUUAAAUCUUUUAAUUAAAUUAAUGAUAUGCCUGAUGUCACAGAAAAUAUUGGAUAAAAAAUAAUAAAUUUUUUAGAUUAAGAUUUGAUUAAACUAUUUUAUUAAUACCAACUGGAUUCAGAACAAAAGUAAAUUAUUUAAUUACUCUCAGAAGAGAGGAACUCUAAAAUAUUAGUUGAUUAAAAUUAUCAUCUUUCUGAAUCCAAAUUUAAUCUAUCACCUUGUAAUUCUAAUGAUAAAGAAGAAAUUUAAGGAGUAAGAAUUUUCUUAAAUAGUUAAUCUUAACGAAGAAAAUUUUGCAACUAAGAAGUUUGA